AUGAUGGAUGAGUGGACUCUAGAGACCAGGGCCAUGGACGUACAAGCUGUGAGUAUGACCCUUCCAGGAAGGACCCGCCUGCUGAAUAAUGAGAAGGAGAAGGCAGCGGUGAGGAUCCAGUCAUGGUGGCGUGGCAAUGUAGUGCGCCGGACGCUACUGCACACAGCGCUCAGGGCCUGGGUCAUCCAGGGCUGGUGGAGGUCAACUCAGGCCAAGGUGUUGGAGCAGAGACGGCCCCUGGCACUCAGACUCUACUCCUGCCAGGAGUGGGCAGUGGUGAAGGUGCAGGCCCAGGUUCGGAUGUGGCAGGCCCGCAGACGCUUCCUCCAGGCCGGACAAGCCGCCUGCAUCAUCCAGACUCACUGGCGCUGGCAUGCCAGCCAGACCCGAGGCCUGAUCCAGGGCCGCUAUGAGGUCAGAGCCAGGCGGAUGGAGCUCGACAUCGAGAUCCUCAUGACCUAGUGUAUCAUAGAGCCCAAGAGACUGGACCUCUCUCCCAAUAAAGACACUUAACU
This is a messenger RNA of Heterocephalus glaber (naked mole-rat), 515 nucleotides long. The record is from RefSeq and is a predicted model, not a curated record. Lineage: Eukaryota; Metazoa; Chordata; Mammalia; Rodentia; Bathyergidae.